Molecule: messenger RNA, 1302 nt
Organism: Lolium perenne
Lineage: Eukaryota; Viridiplantae; Streptophyta; Magnoliopsida; Poales; Poaceae
Product: formiminotransferase cyclodeaminase-like protein
Molecular function (GO): folic acid binding; transferase activity
Source: RefSeq, a predicted model, not a curated record
CGUCUUUCUGAAGGCUAAAACAUCGUGUGGCUGAGAGAGUAGACGCUUGUUCUCCUCUCGUCGCAUGAUCGACGCUACCCAAUUCUGUCCACAAGCUCAUAUUAUGUUCCUUGUACUGAAAUUUUCUUUUCUUUUCGGUUGUUGGUCGCAUCUGGAUUCUUGAUGCAGGGGAAGAGGAGGAGAGGCGAGGAAGCAGGACGAAGAAUCGGAGGAGGAUGCUGAGGCCGAUGCUGGCGUGCUGCAAGCUCUACGUCUCGGAGGGCCGGAGCGCGGCGGCCCUGCGCGCCGUCGAGCAGGCGGCGCGGCGGCACCACCCGGCCGUCGUCCUCGUUAACACCUUCGUCGACGACGCCUACAAUCGGGUCGGCUACACCCUCGUCUCUCGCCUCACCCAGGACGCCGCCUCGCCGACGCCGCUGCGCCGCGCCGUGUUCGGCGUGGUCGGGGCCGCGCUCGAGGCGAUCGACCUCGGCUCCCACGCCGGGGCGCACCCGCGGCUCGGCGCCGUCGACCACGUCUGCUUCCACCCCCUCGCCGGCGCCUCCCUCCGCGACGUCGCCGCGCUCGCCGCGGACGUGGGCGCCGACGUCGGCGACAAGCUCCAAGUGCCGACGUUCUUGUACGGCGCGGCGCACCGGGAGGGCCGGACGCUGGCGGCCAUCAGGCGGCAGCUGGGGUACUUCACCUCCCCGCGCGACGCCCAGUGGCGCGGCCCGCUCCUGGCCGGCGGCACGGACACGACGCCGCUCCCCGUCGCGCCCGACGCCGGGCCGGACACGCCGUCGGCGGCCAAAGGCGUGCUGGUGCUCGGCGCGACGGCGUGGGUGGACAACUACAACGUUCCGGUGCGCACCGCGGACGUGGACGCCGUCCGGCGGAUCGCGCGCCGCGUCAGCGAGCGCGGCGGCGGGCUGCGGUCCGUGCAGGCCAUGGGGCUCGCGCACGGCGACGGUGGCGCGGAGGUCGCGUGCAACCUGCUCGACCCGCGGAGUGUCGGCGCCGGGCAGGUGCAGGACAUGGUCGAGCGGCUCGCGAGGGAGCAAGGCUUGGACGCUGGGGAGGGCUACUUCACCGAUUUCUCCGAGGAGAAGAUCGUCCAGAUGUUUUUAGAGAAGUCGGCCCAAGCUAAGGUUUCUUCUUCAUACGGUUUUGAUACUUCUCACUCCACCGAUAUUCACCGAUAAUUACGGUGCUCGGAUUGAGCUGCAAUUGAGAUUUUUGGAUUGACCUCGUGGUGCGUGUUAGUUAUGAGCUGUAACUGGUCUGAACCGUUGGAUUGCUUCGUACUCCCUCCGUCUCAAA